This is a messenger RNA of Thunnus maccoyii (southern bluefin tuna), 1884 nucleotides long. RefSeq names its product chemokine (C motif) receptor 1a, duplicate 1 (gene xcr1a.1). Lineage: Eukaryota; Metazoa; Chordata; Actinopteri; Scombriformes; Scombridae. Gene Ontology annotation, cellular component: membrane. The record is from RefSeq and is a predicted model, not a curated record. The transcript is spliced from 2 exons. Gene Ontology annotation, biological process: G protein-coupled receptor signaling pathway; immune response; chemotaxis. Gene Ontology annotation, molecular function: chemokine receptor activity. Bases 301 to 1401 code for a protein of 366 amino acids.
UAUAACAAUAAUAACAUUUAUUUAUAUAGCACUUAUCAAAACCAGAGAUUACAGUCUCUGUUAUCUGAACUUUCUUGUCAAACUGGCAUUUCCAAGGUCAAGAAUAAAGCUGCAAGCUCAAUAUGUUUUGUAAUUUGAUUAAAAUGACCAUUUGACUUGCUUUAGGGUAUGUUAAGUUGAGUCUAAAAGGCAGACUACAUCCUAACCUUUCUGAUCUAUAAUGGUGACGCAGCUGGUGGUAAGGGCAUUAUAGUACAACAGGUUAGAUUAGUUCAGAAAUAGGAACAGAAAACGCCUAUCAUGAACCACUCCUUUUUUAGUUGUCUUUUGAGUAGACAAGAGGUGCGACAUCCAACAUAUCAGUCCCAUCAAGCAGCAGCUUCAGCAAUGAAUGAGUCUAACUUCACAAAUUACUAUGAUGAUGACUAUGAUGAUGAAGUCUGUGACAAAGGUGAAGUGGUCAGAUUUGGAACCAUUACCAUUCCUGUUUUCUUCUCUGUGGUGAUCACACUAAGCCUCACUGGGAACAUCCUCGUCCUUGUAAUCCUGGCUUUGUACGAAAACCUCAAGUCUCUCACCAACAUUUUCAUCCUCAAUCUGGCUGUCUCUGACCUCGUUUUCACCACCGGUCUCCCCUUCUGGGCCAUUUACCACAUCUGGGGUUGGUUGUUCUCAGAGAUUAUCUGCAAAAUUGUGACUUUUGUCUUCUUCACCGGCUUCUACAGCAGCAUUCUCUUCCUGACCAUCAUGACGGUCUACAGGUAUGUGGCUGUGGUCCACCCUCUCUCUGGCCUGAGGACACAGAAACUCAGCACUGGGAUUUAUUUGUCGUUCCUCCUGUGGAUAAUCAGCAUCGGAGCAGCCAUGCCUUCCUUGCUCUACAGCACCCUCGUCUCAGUCCCCCACAAGGAAAAUCACACCAUGGGCUGUGAAUAUGACAGUGCCCUGCUCAGACGCAUUAGCAUCUUCCAACAAAACGCUUUCUUCUUACUUGCUUUUGUUGUGAUGGCUUUCUGCUACAUCAAAAUAUUGAGGAGAAUCUCAAGAACAAGAUCACACACAAAGAACAGAGCGGUCAAGUUAGUCUUCUGUAUUGUGGCUGUGUUCUUCCUGGGCUGGGUGCCGUACAACGUAGUGAUCUUUCUGAAGAUGUUGGCCGACCAUUUGGUUGCACCAUUUGAUGAUUGUGAAAUAAGUAUCCAGCUUGACUAUGCAUUCUAUGUGUGCCGGCUCAUUGCUUUCUCCCACUGCUGCCUCAAUCCUGUCUUUUAUGCAUUUGUUGGUGUGAAGUUUAGGAGUCAUUUGAAGUCAAUGCUGCACCGAAUGUUCAGUCGUCAAAGUCCAGUUGAUCAACAACCAGUUAGAACGCAAGCCCUCGUCUCACAAGGAUCAAUGUACUAGUUGCUAGUUAAAAAAAAUACUAAAUCCAUUGAGCAUUUGGUAAAAUCACUUUAAUUUCUGCAAAAAUAUAUAUAGGAACUGGUUCAUAUUUUGCAGUUUGUAAGCAAGCUGCACUCAACAUUCAAAUCAGGCUUUGCGCUGUUUAUUUUUACAUGCAUGUGUGUCUUUUGUAAACAUUUUGUAAUAGGAUGUGAUUUGUAUAGGAUGUGACUGUUAUAUAGAUUUACUUACCGCAGGCCACACACAGGGAGAUAGAUAACACAAUGGUUGAGCAAAACCAUUACAACAGGUAUAAAGGCAAUGUCAGUAACAUUUGAACAUGGACCAAACAUUUUAUGCAAUAACUCAUAUGCUGUGAAAAUGUCAUACAAUACAAUGAGAAUGCUGAAAACAGAUGAAAAGUUCCAUGAGGGAAGGCUGUGCUUGUAGAAAUACUGUUUCUGCUUUAUCACAAUGUAUUUAAUAUCUUUGCCUACACUGCCA